GGUUUCAAGAUGGGCUUCAGUCUCAACAAUCCGCUGCCCUCGUCGAUGAGGAGCGAGUGCAGGAAAACGGGCAAGAUCCUGGCAUCGUUCGUCGACCCGCGACAAGCUUUUGGACCGGACAAGAUCAUUCCGCCGUCUGUCCUUGCGAAUGCAAAGGGCCUCGCCAUCCUCACAGUCUUCAAAGCUGGUUUCCUUGGUACAGCGCGUUUCGGUUCCGGCGUUGUCGUGGCGCGCCUCGCAGACGGAUCCUGGUCGGCGCCCUCGGCCAUUGGAACAAUCGGCGGCGGCUUCGGCGGACAGAUUGGCUUCGAGUUGACUGACUUCGUUUUCAUUCUGAACGAUGCAUCAGCAGUGCGCACAUUUGCCCAGGCCGGGUCGCUAACACUGGGCGGCAAUGUUUCAAUCGCGGCCGGUCCUGUCGGUAGGAAUGCGGAAGCAGCCGGAGUCGCGAGUUUGAAGGGCGUAGCGGGUGUCUUCAGCUACAGCAAGACAAAGGGACUGUUCGCUGGUGUCAGUUUGGAAGGCAGUGGCCUGAUCGAGAGGAGAGACGCAAACGAGAAGCUCUAUGGGCGGAGAUGGACUGCGCGAGAGCUGUUAAGUGGCCAGGUUCCUCCACCACCGGCUGCUGAGCCACUUUUGCGUGUGCUCAACUCGAGAGUCUUUUCUGGUGUAGGUGGCGCUGCGGCAGCGGACGAAAGGAUGUACAAUGACAUCCCCGUCUACGAUGAUUCGCACGACAACGUUGUCUGGCAGGGCCGAAGCGGGUCCGCUAUGGGUGAGGGUGUUAGGAGAGACCGCACAGGGUCGCUGGGUCAGGGCAGUCAGGCUGGCAACGGCGACUACGAGUACCGCGACCGUUCACAGCGCUCAUCAACAUGGGCAGACGACGUGUACGAUCGACAGCCAAACACCGGUGGUGGUAUCAACCGCUCCUUCUCCACACGUGCCAACCCCAACGAGACAUUCGACACCAUGACCAGCCGCAGCCGCGCAUCUACUUUCGGCGACGACUAUUCCUACAGCGACCGCGCGCCCGGACGACCUUCAGCACCGAAGCCAGUCUUCGGCCAAAAGAGGGCAAGCUUGGGCGCUGACCAGGCAAUCGCGAAAUUCACGUUCGACCCAGACCAGCCUGGCGACUUGGGCUUCAAGAAGGGCGAGGUCAUUACCAUCCUGAAGAGGACAGACAACGAGACAGAUUGGUGGACUGGGAGAGUGGGCGACAGGGAAGGCAUCUUCCCUAGCAACUACGUCGAGACUGUGUAAAGUCGGCGUACGGAGCCCUCGAGUUACAAUUUCUGCGUUCUACUUCGAUCCUCCUGCUUCCGCGUCCAAAAGAUACCUUCUUCGUAUAUCUAGACUGCUACAUACAGUUCCUCAGCAACCUCGCGGACACACUCAUCAAUCUUCUUGGGCACAGCAAGGCGUCAAGGAUCACCUGCUAUGGGUCAACUGUUUUGCAUGUGUUCAGGUACCUACACAGCUCACCAUGAUACCUUAUCAAUCUUUCUAUUCUCAGCAUGUCGACUUUUCCAUCGCAUCAAUACUCACAUGAUCGUUGGCAUAUAAUGGAUCGGCCAAGUGGCUGGUCUCGAUGACUGUCGUCCCUUUGUUUGAUCAAACAACGCGCUGUAGCGUUGUCGCAACACCUAUGCAUCA
Macroventuria anomochaeta is the source of this 1659-nucleotide messenger RNA. Its product is annotated as DUF500-domain-containing protein. NCBI's taxonomy places the organism in Eukaryota, Fungi, Ascomycota, Dothideomycetes, Pleosporales, Didymellaceae. The record is from RefSeq and is a predicted model, not a curated record. The coding region runs from base 10 to 1266 and encodes 418 amino acids. The transcript has 4 exons. Gene Ontology annotation, molecular function: phosphatidylinositol binding; actin filament binding. Gene Ontology annotation, cellular component: actin cortical patch. Gene Ontology annotation, biological process: actin filament bundle assembly; actin cortical patch localization.